This is a messenger RNA of Saprolegnia parasitica CBS 223.65, 1775 nucleotides long. RefSeq lists its product as hypothetical. Lineage: Eukaryota; Oomycota; Saprolegniomycetes; Saprolegniales; Saprolegniaceae. The record is from RefSeq and is a predicted model, not a curated record. The transcript is spliced from 7 exons. Bases 12 to 1775 code for a protein of 587 amino acids. Gene Ontology annotation, molecular function: calmodulin binding; small conductance calcium-activated potassium channel activity. Gene Ontology annotation, biological process: potassium ion transmembrane transport. Gene Ontology annotation, cellular component: plasma membrane.
CGAGUCUGAGCAUGGUCGUGGUCUCGGCCAAGGCGUCGGACGCGGCCGUGGCCAAGCCGCUGGCGCCGAUCCCGAAGCGGGCAUCGGCAUACGUGCCACCGCGCCCGGCGGCGGCUGGGCCCGUCCCGUCUAGCCGUCGCGGCGUGGCCAAGCCACAUCGGCACUCGGCGGCGGUCACCUACGAGUCGCGAAAGCUGCCACCUCUCGCCCGCGGCGCAGCGGCCGUGCCCCACCGACCAUCCUUCCUGACGUCGUCUUGGCACAAGGUGCGUGUCGCAGGCCGUCUGAAAGACCUUCGGCGGUCGUUGGACCCGCGGUCGGCCGAGCGCGCGGCGGCGCCCAUGCGGCGCAUGUCGUUGGGGCUUGGCCGCGUGAACCGCAAGGAGAAAAUCGUCGCUCGCUUCGUACUGCAGCUGCAGCUCGCAGUGCUCAAGAAAGAGACGGCCACGACGCCUAUGCACUUGAAGGACGACCCGCACACGGCGCACGACCUCGAGUCGCGCAUUGGCGACUGGACGCUCGAUGGCACCUUCCGCCAGCUCAACCGACGCAUCUUUGCCAACGCCAUGCUGGGCCUCGGUCUCGGCCUCUGGGAAAUGCAAAUCGCAUGGGAUGCUGCCGCGAAGGACGGCGCCACAAAGCGCAUUGAGCUCACGGCGUCGGCCCAAGGCACGAUCCUCAAGCUCGUGCUCUCCGCGUCGACGCUGCUUUUGAUCAAGCAGCUGCACACGAUGUACGGUCUGCUUGUCAAGGAGGCGCACGCCACGUCGGGGUCGGCCAUCUUCCCGCAGCUGCCUCCGCCAUGGCCGCGCCACCUCGCCUGCCGCUUUGCGCUCGAAGUUGUCAUCGUGGCCAUUCACCCCCCUCCGUUCCUCGAUGAUUACAUCCACGAAACUGCGUGCUGCAUGAUGUUUCUACGGCUGUACCUGGUCGCGCGCGUGGUUCGCGACCACGCGACCGUCUACCAGCGGCGAGUGGAUAUCGUUCAGAAUCGCUUUCUGACGUCCCAGAGUCCCCACUUCAACUGGUUUUUCGUCGUACAAAUCGCAUUUCACCAGACACCACUUCUGGUCGUCACGUGCACCACAAUUGCGAUCUGGGCGGCGCUCACCAUCUGCAUCUACGAACUCGAGCGAGCGUACCAGCCCGACGUGUUUACACUCCGGAACGCCGCAUGGUUCACCUACUCGCUCCUCACCAUCCACGGCCCCGGCUUCCACCCGAUCUCGUCGCGGGGGCAUAUUGUCGCGGGUAUCUUGGUCUUCUCGGGCCUCCUCUUUGAGACGCUCAUCGUGGUCGCUGUCUCGCAGCUCAUCGGCUUGGACGACAAAGACCGCGUCUUAUUAGCAUACCUGCAAGACACAGAGACGCGAGACGCGCUCCGGCACCGCGCCCAAAGCGUCCUGAAAGCAUGGCUCCGCUGGCGGCUCGCGCAGAGGCGUUGCGUUGGAACCAAGCGAGUCGACCACCUCGAACACCGGUUCUGGCACGCCGUCGAGCGCCUCCACGAAGUGAAAAACGCGCGCGAGCUCUCGGCCGAGUCGAAUCCGAUGCUCGAUACACUUUGCUGCGUCGAGAGCCACGUGCGGCGCAUGGCGCAGACACUGCGCGGGCCCCUUUGCCCACACUGCCAUGGCAUGACCAUCAAACAGGAGACGGCGCAGGCAUCCCCUUCAGAGCUCCGCGAGCUGCAAGCCAACUACGACGCCAUCAUCGCGCAGCAGCGGGACAUGCUAUCUCUGCUCGAGAAGCUCCCGCAGUCCACUUUGACUUAG